Messenger RNA from Dentiscutata erythropus, 1158 nucleotides. Lineage: Eukaryota; Fungi; Glomeromycota; Glomeromycetes; Diversisporales; Gigasporaceae. The record is from the annotation of a GenBank genome assembly.
AUGAUUAAUAAUCUUUUGGUCACAGUUCGAAUGACAAUCAGGGAUCCCAAUACUAUCGCUAUUGAAUUUUCCUAUAAUUUUAGCGAUUUCACAUAUAGAGCUAUAGAAUACCGUCUAGGUUUACAAUUUACAUACAAUACGGUACUGACGGAAAGACCUAAAGAAAUUAUGUUAGAAGAAAUAAGAAAUAUAUUAUUAAUUGGCCGUACAGGUCAAGGGAAGUCAUCUUUAGCCAAUAGCGGUGGUUUUCUUAGCCAAACUAAAAAAGCUCAAGCAAAAAUCGUUACUUUAAAGAUAGAUGUAGAUGGAGAGAAAAAGGAUAUAAAAUAUCAAAUCAUUGACACUGUGGGAAUUGAUGAUACAACAUUGAACAAACGAAAAGUGCUAGUUGAAAUAGCUAAAGGAUGUAAAAAGGUCAAAAAAGGGAUAAAUCAAAUUUUAUUUGUAUGCGGGGAAAGAUUGACACCACAAGAAAUUGAAGCUUAUAACAUAUUAAGAAGAAUUCUUUUUGACAAUAGGAUUGAUAAAGACAUUACUAAAUAUACUACGAUUAUUCGAACGAAAUUCGAAAAUUUUGGUUCUAGAGAAGAAUGUGAAAAUGACAUCCAAUUAUUAGUUAAAGAGAAAAAUGAAAUAAUUAAUGAAAUGAUCCAAUCAUGCAAUAAGAGAGUUAUUCAUGUAAAUAUUCCGUCAGUAAAUAUAAAAGGUGAAGGAGUCCAAAACCAAAUUAAUGUUAAUAAAGAGGCUCGUAAGAGAGCUAGAAAAAUAUUAAUAGAUCAUUUAGCGACUUGUAAGGGUAUUUAUAGACCAGAGAGUUUGAACGAGAUAGACCAAAGAAUUAAUGAUUCAUUAAUAGAAGAAAGCGAAAAUUUGCAGAAAAAACUGGAUGAAUUGCAAGAACGACUAAAUAAAUUAGAGAGAUCGACAUCAGAACAAACGAAAUUCAAUGCUGAAGAGUUUUUUAAAGAAUAUGAGAGAAGAAGGGAAUACUGUGAACUAAAAGAGAAUAUAGAUAAAAUAUUAAAGAAAAUAAACGAAAUUGAAGAAUGUAUAGAAACGGGUCUUUUUGAGGCUAUUGGGAGAGGUUUGGAUAAGCUAGUUGAAGUAUCAGUAGGAUUAGCAGAAAAAGCACUGGUAUAUAGAUGCUCAAUUUCGUAA